Molecule: messenger RNA, 2111 nt
Organism: Penaeus vannamei (Pacific white shrimp)
Lineage: Eukaryota; Metazoa; Arthropoda; Malacostraca; Decapoda; Penaeidae
Product: coiled-coil domain-containing protein 174
Cellular component (GO): nucleus
Source: RefSeq, a predicted model, not a curated record
UUGACAACCAUACUGACAUCGGAACGCAAGCGACCCAAACAACGUGUGCAAUCAUCGUAGCAAGAAUUUUUUUUUCGUCUGGAAGUAUAUAUUUUACACCAUAAUGGAGUCUGGACUAGUCGGAUUACGCGCAGAAUUGCAGAAGAAACGUGCAGAGGCAAGUAAGUUUGGAGCCGGCCAGAAGGGUAUUCCUCGACAAGAUGCAGCUAAGCAGAGCAGAUCAACAAAGUCCUUUAACAUCACAAAUGCUGGUGUUAUUGCCAGGGCUGCUAAGGACAGAGAGCAGAUGGAAGAGGAGAAAAUUACAGAAGAGAAAGCAAGGUCAAUCUUGGAAAAGAAAGCGGCCAUGUACGAGAGGCUGCAUGGUGGUGUGGAGGCCUUGGAGGAUGACGGACUUAACCAAAAAUAUCUCGUGAACUUCCAGAAAAAGAUUAUUGAUGAUGUAAUGGAAAGGAAGAAUAAAAGAGAAGAACAGGCCGAAAGAGAGAAAGAGAACCCCAAGUCGUACAAAGCAUCGAAGAAGGACGAUGAAUGGGUGGAAUAUACAGAUGUUUUGGGAAGGACUCGCACUUGCAUGAGGAAGGACUUGCCGGAGAUGGUGGAGAAGGACAAGGAACUUGCCAGGGAUACCACAUGGGAUGAGACUUCAGAGCCCGAUCUCCUAUCAGAGGACAUGCGAAGAGAGAUCCAGCGACAGAAAUGGGAAACUGAGGAAGAACUUAAUGCCUUUAAGAAGGACAUGCACUACCAAGACGUUGCUUUUGAUGAGGCCAGAGUUCACGGCACAGGCUACCUCAGGUUCUCCAAGGAUGAGAAGGAGAGGAAGGAGCAGAUGGAACUCCUACAAGAGCUCCACAAAGAGACGCAGGUGGGGGGGAAAGCCAAGCGGGCAGCCGCAGCCAAGAAGGAGAAGAUGCUCCAGGCGAGGCUGGAGAAGGUCCGUCAGAGGAAGAGACUCAAGCUGGGAUUGCCUGUCAAAGAUCUAGAACAAGCCAAAUUGAAGACUCCUCCAGCCUCAGAAGACGAAGAAGAGGAUGAGGGCGCCAGUAUAGGUCCUCCUGCCCCAGCCAACUUGCAGAAGGAGGAAACGUCACGCGAGGAGCUGAAACGGGCCCAGAAGCGUAAGCACACGAGAGAAUGGGACAUGGGGAAGGAGGGGGUCAAAUCAACCCUUUCGCAAGAAGAGUGGGUCCUGCGACAGAGGGAGCAGCGGAACAACGAGUUUGCACCACCUACCCUGUAUGAGCCGAGUAAACAGCGGAACAGCAAGCAAAAUUCAAGACCAUCAUCUACCAAUCCAGAGAGGGGGUUGCGAGACGAUAGAGGGACAGGUUCGCAGGCUUAUAGAGACCCAGCUUUCGGGAAUCCAGAUUGCGGCGAGCCUUCCACCGGAGAGGAGGAACGAAGAAACGAAUUUGCUCCCCCUGCAACGUACGAGUAUUAUGGCCCCACUUCUUCCAAACGACGAGAUAAUUACGGGAAGCCUGGAUACAAAGCCAUGGAAAAUGCAAUCAGUAAAGGCCUUUCAAAUCUGCGGAAAAUGUGUGACAGUUAAUGAAUUAUUUUUGUAUGAUAAUGAACUUAAUGUGUGUGAAGAGUAAUUUAAGAUUUGCAAAUGUAAUAUUUUUUAUUUCUUUUUUGUUUUAAAAGCGUACAAAAUUUGUAGGGAAGGAUGUCAUAUGAAAUGAUAUCAAAUUAGUACAAUAUUAUUAUUUGAUUUAUCUUCAGGGUUAUUUGCACUGUGAAUUAUUUUUGAUGGGGAUAUUAUAUAUUUAUGUGGAGAAGUUAUUUUCAUUUACUAAAGAGCUUUGUAGUUUUAUAGAGAUUUGCAUUACCGUAAAGAGGAAAUUAAUAUACUUGACGACUAAGAUUAUUCUGUAUAGAAUUUGUAAUCCAAUAAAUGAACUAUUUCAUAAGUUAGGCUUUAUUUACUUGUGUUUAUAGACAUUUUGAAUUUUACACAAAUAUAGAUAGUUUUUUAUAAAUGUUGGGAUUUUUUUAAUAUAAUCCUCGGUUGUGAAAAAUUGGGAAAGAUAUCUUAGUAAGAUACCAGGUUAUGCAUAUUAUGUAACACUACUUUGAAAUGUAAGUAGAUCAAAUUCAGAUAUAUU